This is a messenger RNA of Impatiens glandulifera, 894 nucleotides long. Its product is annotated as keratin, type I cytoskeletal 10-like. The transcript has 2 exons. NCBI's taxonomy places the organism in Eukaryota, Viridiplantae, Streptophyta, Magnoliopsida, Ericales, Balsaminaceae. The record is from RefSeq and is a predicted model, not a curated record. Bases 1 to 894 code for a protein of 297 amino acids.
AUGGAGGAUUACAUUUCCGUUGUUACCAGAUAUGUUCAUGGAGCAAAUUGCUCAAGGGCCAGUCCAUUUGGAAGUUCUUCUGAUGAAGGUGAGCUUAUGGAUAUGUCCGAUGACUAUAAUGUUGAUGAAGAUGAGCAAGCUGUUGCUCUUCUUAUAGAAAUGAGAAGUUUUUCAGCAGAGGAAAAACGUCUAAUGGCUCAACCCCGUAUUGAGCAUUCUAUGGAACCCGUUCAAGCCAACCCGUCUAUCGAAGAAGAAGAAGUCGUUAAGGAACCCGAUCAAACACUAAAGAAGAACACGUAUGAAGUUCAUAUCGUUAACAAGUCUUACUCCAAAUUUGAAAAGAACUUAUUCAAACGGCAAUCCGAGUUGUUUGACUGCGAAAGAGAAAACAACAUUGAAAUGCAUAAUGAAGUUAUGGAUGAGAUGAGUCUGCUUCGAGAUCAGUUGGUUGAAGUUCAAGGUAACAUGAGCCGAGCCGACGCUGAAAUGUUAGAACAUGCUGAUACUUUUGCAAGAAGGAUUCAAGAAGAAGAAAAUUCAAAGGCUGCUACCGAGAAAGAGAAGAAUCUUAUCACUCAAGGUGAGGACAAUAGUGGAAGAAGAGGUGGUGGUGCCUUAAAAAGCACCAGGUCCAAGAGAAAGCCAAUUAGUGAUGAUAGUGACAGACCAAUUAAAAGAGGCGGAGGUCGCAACGGUGAUCGCGGUGGUAGAAGCACUAGAGGCGAUCGUGGUGGUAGAAGCAUAGGAGGUGAUCGUGGUGGCCGAAGUGGUGGAACUGGUCGUGGUGGCCGUUCUCUUCCUCUUUUUCACAACCUGCUGAUCGGUGAAGAACUUAGCUAUGAAGGAUCUCGCUUCCCAAUCGACCCACUCAUAAAAAGGGAAGAACAAUAA